CAACAUAUCUUACUUUCCUUACUUUCUUGAUCGCCGAGAAAAUUAAAGAAAAUGGAGAUAGACAAUCAUCACCAACAAUUAAGAACCUGCGUGGUUCUUGGAGGCCGAGGCCUCAUUGGAAGAUCGCUGGUGUUGAAGCUCUUGAAACUUGGCAAUUGGACCGUCCGAGUUGCCGAUUCGACUCCGUCUCUCCAACUCGAUUCCUCCGAAGAGAAAGAUUCAAUUCUAUCACAAGCCUUCUCGACCGGUCGCUCCGAGUACUUUCACGUCGAUGUUCGCAAUAAACCCCAAAUCAUCAAAGCUAUUGAAGGUUCAUCUGUUGUAUUCUACAUGGACAGUACUGAUUCAUACACUCAUGAUGAUUUCUAUCUUUGCUACUUGUUCAUUGUUGAAGGUGCAAAAAAUGUCAUUCAUGCUUGUCGAGAUUGCAAAGUUAAACAUCUCAUAUAUAACAGUACUGCAGACGUAGUAUUUGAUGGUUCACGUGAUAUACAUGAUGGAAAUGAGUCAUUACCAUAUUCUGGGAAAUUUGAGAACAUGUUGACCGAUCUGAAGGCCCAAGCUGAGGCACUAGUCCUGUAUGCUAACGACAUUGAUGGCCUUCUAACAUGUGCAAUUCGUUCUUGCAAUGUUUUUGGACCUGGAGAUAAACAGUUUGUGCCAUUGCUGGUGAAUAUAGCGAAAUCCGGAUGGGCAAAGGAAGUGGGGAAAACAUAUCUGACUUCACCUAUGUGGAUAACGUUGCCCAUGCCCAUAUCUGUGUAGAAGAAGCUCUAGGUUCUCGUAUGGUUUUUGUGUCUGGAAAGGUAUUUUUCAUCACUAAUCUCGAACCGAUGGGGUUCUGGGAAUUUGUGUCUCUCAUAUUAGAAGGCUUGGGUUAUCCGAGACCGAUGAUCAAGCUUCCUGCUAGGAUGGUCUCAUAUAUUAUUCAUCUUGUCAAAUGGGUGCAUUUAAAGAUGGACUCCAGAAAGCUUAACCAUUUUGUGUCAGUUCAUAACAUUGUUAAAUUAGCCUCAUGCACUAGGACAUUCAACUGCUCUGCAGCUCAGAAGCAUAUUGGAUACUUACCAGUUGUCUCUAUGGAAG
Messenger RNA from Ilex paraguariensis (yerba mate), 1086 nucleotides. The record is from the annotation of a GenBank genome assembly. NCBI's taxonomy places the organism in Eukaryota, Viridiplantae, Streptophyta, Magnoliopsida, Aquifoliales, Aquifoliaceae.